Molecule: messenger RNA, 5523 nt
Organism: Zasmidium cellare ATCC 36951
Lineage: Eukaryota; Fungi; Ascomycota; Dothideomycetes; Mycosphaerellales; Mycosphaerellaceae
Exons: 3
Coding region: 1-5523 (1840 amino acids)
Biological process (GO): proteasome assembly
Cellular component (GO): cytoplasm; nucleus
Molecular function (GO): molecular adaptor activity
Source: RefSeq, a predicted model, not a curated record
AUGAGCGCCCCAGCGCAAUCGCCGGAGCAGCGCGAGCUGGCUCUGGUAGGCAAAGUCGAAAUGCGCAUCGCACUGGCCGACACCGACGCCAAGUUCGAAUCCAUCCUCAAGACAUAUCUGGCACCUCUCCUCCUCAAACUGGCAUCCGAGUUCCAAAGCGUGCGGCAGAAAGUCAUCUCAGUGUGUCAGCACGUCAACACUAGGAUCCAGCCGCAGUCGAUCCAGCCUCCCGUGGCCGCGCUCGUGAAGCAGUUCAGGGAACAGGAAAGCUCGCUGAUUCGGCAUUUCGAUAUGCUCUACAUUCAGCAGGGUGUUGUGCGACUACCCGCGAAGGAGCGUGCGGAGCUUUUGCCGAUUGUGGUGCAGGGUGCUGAAAAGGGCGGGAGCCAAGCAAGUCAGGUAUUCUACCUGUUGUUGAGACUGCUGGAGUCUUUCACGUUACCACCGAGAGGAAGCAAGGAGGACCUGGAGAUGCGCACCAAAUUUGAGGUGGCAGAUGCGGAUGUGCAGUAUCUUGCGAAGUGGCUUGGAAAGUUCAUCUUGUUUGCGCCGCAGAAGGGGACGAGCAAGACAUGUCCUGGACUCAACACGGAGGAGUACACCUUCUUCACAGUGCAGGGCAAAGAUGAUGCUUGGAACCCGAACGCCGGUGGGCUGAACCUUUUGAGGACCAAGACCCUGGCCGCGAGGCUUCUGGCAAGUGGACUGUUCAACGAUCACGAACGAUUUCUUCCAGCUGUAUUCUGCUCAGCUGAUCCGGCUUCUUCAAUCAGCGACGUUGGCGAUGAUAUGAUGAAACGGGCUCUCCCCGCUACACAGCCUGAGCUGGAAAAGGAGGACUUGCCCAGGACUCUUUUCGACCUCUACUUCGGUGUGGACGGAGCACCUGGAGUCCGAGCGCCCUUGAAGUUGAAGAUCCUUUGGCUUCUGGAAAAGUCGAAGAGCAGUACUACAUUCGCGAACAACAUUAUCAAACUGGUGAAUGACGGAGUGUCUCCGCCGCAGCAGGAUGGAGAGGACACCGUAAUGUCCAAUGGCAUUGCCCCAAGCACGAAUAUCGGCAGAGAAGCGACCAAGCUAAGAUCAGCAAUCUUUUCAUACAUCAACUUCGCCGCCCGUACUGGCGAAAAAGACGAUCUCCACGCCAUCGCCUCACAAGUCGUGUGGCGACUGAGAGACUUCAUCGAGAACCAAGGAUGGCCAAGACCUGGCAUAAACGAGGACCUCAUCUCCCGAGCGUAUGCUUAUGAAGUCAUUGGACUUCUCGUGAAAGCUGGACCAAAAUCUCUUCUGGUCGAGGAAGAGGCCACGACGAUGGAUCUACUACGAUGGCUAUUCAAAUCCUUGGCAUCAGAUUCAUCGGGGAACUCGAUCACUGUCAGUAUCGAGGAAUCAUUGUCUACGAUCCUGGCUGCCAUGACACGAAUCCAGCUCAAUAGACCGGAACAAGAUGUUCUGGAAUCUUUGCUAAUCGACCAGAUGACACAGUCUGCAGAUCUCGAGGCCAACGGCCGACUGCGAAGUACACGUUAUGUGGCGGUGCGCUUUGCGAACAGAUGUCUACCAUAUGCAUCUGUUAAAGCACGAUGGAUCGAUGUCCUGGCUGUCGGAGCAUCUACGGAUCGGCAAGAGGUGCGGGAAGAGGGCGAGCGAGGCCUGAGCCCAUAUUGGUAUCGAAUGUUGAAUGCCACGAACGUCGGCGCCGAGGAAGUGGAGCUCACGUAUCCAACAUUCGAGGAGGUCAUCGAUCAAUUCUUUGUCAAGCAGGCACCCAUGACAGGUUCGGAUCGCAUGGCACUCACGAGGCGGGUACAAGAAGCCCACGAGACUUCAUUUCCGCACAUAACGGCCUACGCUCGACGCAUGCUGGUACACCAAGCCCUCAAAGCAGCUGAUGUGCCGGUGAAUCUGGAUAGCGAGUGGGAGAGACGCCUGGAUACCAUGGUCGAAUCCGAUGUGCCUGCAAAACAAGCCGUCAAGGCCCACAUCAAAGCGACACAGGAGCAUUCCCCCGCACUGAUGGAUACGCUUGUGUCUUCGCUAUUCGCCUGUCUUACUUCCAAAAGCACCUUGGAGGACAACCGCCUCGUGGAGUUCUUGUCACUGGGCCCGAAUGCGCUGAUCCAGCAGCAUGUAACACAGGUGCCAACUCUCGUUGCCACCCUGAAGUCGAAUAACCAUAUCCGUCGAAUGGCUGCAGCUCAAGCAUUCGGCAUCCUUGCGUCUCACCAAAAGUCAGACUCUGCCGCCAGCAUCAGCCAACUGGUGGGCAUUGCACAGUCGUGGAGUACUGCACUCGGAGCGGUCUUGAGCUCAGUCCAUGGAGCAGUCGUUGCUCUUGGAUUCUACUUCAGCAGGUGGUUAUAUCGUCACGAAAGCAGUCCGUCAACGACGGAAUACCAACAGUUUCUAAAGACACUAUUUGAGAUCUUUGCUGAUGCCAGAGACGACCUCCUACGCGAAGCAAGCCAUGUUGCCAUUGGCCAGAUGAGCAUGUUUGGCUGCCUUUCAGUUGAGAGCAUCGACGAGUUCUCUAAAAUGCGGACAGUGACGGACAGAUUGUACGAAAAGGCCAAAGAUGGGAAUGAGAUCGCAACUCUGGCCCUUGGUCAACUAUCGAUGCUCUUACCCGAAGACGACGAGGAACUGCAGCACAUCUCCGACCAGCUACACAAGCUUCAUGAGAUUCGACAAGCUGAAGUACAUUUCACAGUCGGCGAGGCUUUCAGCUACGUAGCGAGCGGAUGGAAGUCGGAUGCCCUUGCCACGAAGCUGGAUGUCAACAUCGAGGCAGAUUGGCCGUCCAGCCAACUACGAUCGACCACACUCAAUAAGUUGAUAGAACAAACUCUCAAAGACUGUGCCAACACCAAGCCUUCUCUGAAGAAGGCAGCAGUGAUGUGGCUGCUGUGCUUGGUCCAGUUUUGUGGAGAGAACCUGCAAGACAAGCUGGCAGCUUGUCAAAAUGCGUUCAGGCGCUGCCUAUCCGACAGAGAUGAGCUGGUUCAGGAGACUGCAUCGCGAGGUCUCGGCUUGGUGUACGAAAAGGGCGAUCGAAACUUGAAGGAUGACCUCGUACGCCAACUCAUCACUUCAUUCUCUUCCGACAAGCAGAGUCAGCUCGCCGGCAAUGUGUCCGAAGAUACUCAACUUUUCGAACCAGGUGCCCUUCCUACUGGCGAUGGAUCUGUCUCGACUUACAAGGACAUCAUGAGCCUGGCCUCCGAAGUCGGUGACUCCAGCUUGGUGUACAAGUUCAUGUCCAUGGCCUCCUCCAACGCGAUUUGGUCGAGUCGAGCUGCUUUCGGACGUUUUGGCCUCAGUAGAGUGCUCUCCGACUCCAGCGUUGAUGGCUACUUGGCGAACAAUCCAAAGCUUUACCCCAAACUCUUCAGAUAUCGAUUUGAUCCGAAUAGUGGCGUACAGAGGUCGAUGAACGAUAUCUGGAGUGCCUUGGUCUCGGAUUCGAGCGCAACAAUCGACAAGUACUUCGACGCCAUUAUGCAAGACCUGCUUGAGAGUAUCCUCGGCAGAGAGUGGAGGGUGCGGCAAGCAUGCUGUGCAGCGAUUGCAGACCUCGUGCAAGGCAGGCCGUUGGAGAAGUACGAGCAAUACCUGGAACAGAUUUGGACGCAGUGCUUCAGAGUCCUGGACGACAUCAAGGAGUCGGUUCGUGCUUCCGCGGCGUCUCUCGCACGAACUCUCACAGGAGUCCUCACCAGAUCGCUGGAAGCAGACCAUACCUCUACGAAGAACGCAUCUGCUAUGUUGAAGCACGUCCUGCCGUUUUUGCUUUCGCCCUCUGGAAUGGAGUCGAGUGCCAAAGAGAUCCAGAUGUUCUCCAUCACCACACUGCUCGAGAUCAUCAAGAAGGCCAAUGGCGCGACCAUCAGACCAUUCAUUCCAGAACUGGUGGAGCGACUCAUCGGCUCUCUGAGCGAUCUUGAGCCAGAAGCAGUAAACUACAUCCACAUGAACGCCGCCAAGUAUGACCUUACCGAACAGAAGAUUGACGAUAUGCGGUUGUCGAGUGUCCGCAUGAGUCCCUUGAUGGAAGCGAUUGAACGAUGCUUGGACCUUCUCGAUGAUGAUACCAUGAAGGCAUUGUGGCCCCGACUUGAGAACGCCAUGAAGAGUGCUAUUGGACUACCUUCCAAGGUCGGCGCAAGUCGGGUUCUCGUCUCGCUAUCGACCAGGCAAAUGGUGCUAUUCAGGCCGUAUUCAGAUGAUGCGCUCAAGCUUAUCGAGAGAGUCGUGAUUGAUCGAAACGAGACCGUAUCCAGCUCAUACGCCGUCGCGGCUGGGUACCUCGCUCGCGGUGCUUCCGACAAGCAGAUACUGAGGCUGAUUGCCUUCGCGAAGAAGCUGUACUUCGAAUCUGAAGGCGACCGUGAAGCUGUCACGCCACGACGAAGCAUCACAUCUGGCGACAUCUUGCUUGCAUUCUCGAAGAAUGCGAGUGACAAAUUCAACUCGUUCGCUAGCGCUGUGCUUCCCUUCGUUUUCGUGGCGAAGCACGACUCUCAUGAUCAGGUCAAAGAACCUUUCCAAGACACGUGGAGCGAAGCCGUCGCGGGAUCGAGAGCAGUUCAGCUCUAUCUCUCCGAGAUUUUGGAACUGUGCAUGACCCAUCUCGACUCGCCACAGUGGGCGCUGAAACACACUGCUGCUCGUGCUGUAGCUGACGCAGCUGUUGCAGUGUCGUCAAGCGAAGCUCAGAUGUCGUCCGCCACUGGCGCGGCAUUAUGGCCGGCGAUCGAGAAGGCGCUCGGUGGGAAGACCUGGGAGGGUAAGGAGAAUGUGCUGUCGGGCUUCGUGAAGUUCGUCGAAACCGGGAAGCCGUACUACAUGGAGCAUGACAGCGUACGCUCUGCGAUCAACAAGAUCGCAAUCAGGGAAGCUAAACACCAGAACGCUCCCUAUCGUCAGCAUUCUAUGAAGGCUUUGGCGCGGAUUGCUCGAACUCGCACCGACAGUGAUAUGAGCGACGCCAUUUUCGAAGCUGUUGCGCCUGUUCUGUCAGACGAGUCUGAUGAGGACAAGAUGGAUGUCGAUGGCGGCAACAAAGAUCAGAUUCGUAAGGCUGAGGACAUCAAGGAUGCAACCAUCGCCGCCGCCAUCGAAGCUGUAUUCGCUUCUAUUAAUCCGGCUGCCAUGCAGAGUGACUCGCUUCAGCGUCAAUCGUCGCGUGCGAUCCACGUGGUGGCUUCCUCCAAACCCGCCACACAAGCAGGCUUGCGCAGCGCCUACAAAGGCCUCGCAAGCAUGGCCAAACGCAUCGAGGAAGAAAAGCGUCACGUCGAGCUCGAUCCAGAGAGCAUCCAGGGGCUGAAGUCGCUGCUAUUCGGACCGGUUGUUGGGAUCGAGGCCAUCCGGUUGACGAGAGCAGACGCCCUCGUCGCUCUGACGAAGAUGUCACCGUCUUUGUCUACGCAGGUGGAAGGCGACAUUCGGGCGCUAAUCUCGAGUGAAGUGUCAUCGGCCGUUCGAGACCGUCUGGCGGCUGCAGUGAGAGCGUCUUGA